Molecule: messenger RNA, 2535 nt
Organism: Fomitopsis serialis
Lineage: Eukaryota; Fungi; Basidiomycota; Agaricomycetes; Polyporales; Fomitopsidaceae
Exons: 8
Coding region: 1-2535 (844 amino acids)
Biological process (GO): NADP+ biosynthetic process; NAD+ metabolic process
Molecular function (GO): NAD+ kinase activity
Source: RefSeq, a predicted model, not a curated record
AUGCACAGCGUGCAGUCGCCCGACACGGACGUCUUCUCCACGCCGCCGUCGACGCCCGGCGUGCAGGACCUGCCGCCGUCGCUGCGCCGCCGCACGAGCAGGCCGAGCAACCUGCGCAUCCAGCACGACGCCCCCGACUGGGCCCCCAACGUCGUCCUCGACCAGGACUCGCCCGACCUCAAGCGCACCCACCCCUCCCCCCGGCCGUACGCAAACGGCUCCCACUCGCCUGCCCCUCCUGCCUCCCUGGGAACAGGCCUGGCCCAGUCGCUGACACACCCGCUCUCUGCCGCACCCACUGCGAGUCCCUCCCUCGACCCGUCCGGGCGCCCGCACCCUGCCCAUGCCCCCCAUCAUCUCGCUGCGUCCCCCCACCCCACCUCCCCCUACUUCGUCCACUCCCAGCUCCAGGGCGUGUCCAUCCAGGACUUCCUCCACGCAAAAAAGUGCAAGGCCAUUCAUGACGCGCGCAUGGAGCACACCCGCCCAGCCUCCAGCGCAGACUCCGACCCCUUCUCUGCCCGCAGCUCCGACUUUGACCUCGAGGACGACUACGAUGCCGGCAGCCUCACCCGUCAGCUCGCGGAGACCGCCGUCGGCGUCCGCGAGAUGAGCAAGCAGCUCGGCCGCACCCGCGUGCACUCGCACAUCCACAGUGUCCUCAUCGUCACCAAGGCGCGCGACAACCGGCUCAUCCAGCUCACGCGCGAGCUCGCGCUCUUCCUCAUGCUCAAGCCGACCCACUCCGGACGCGGCCUGGUCGUCUACGUUGACGCGCAGCUCAAGGCCUCCCGCAGGUUCGACGCCGCCGGCAUCGAGCGCGACCACCCCGAGCUCUUCGUACCCUUCCCACGCCGCCGCGAGUCCGGCUCGAGCACCCACUCCGCCGCGUCGGGGAUGUCGCGCGAGGAGAACGGGCACGCGCAUCCCCUCGGCGGCGACGGGACCGUGCUCUUCACGUCGUGGCUCUUCCAGCGGAUCGUCCCGCCCGUGCUCCCGUUCGCGCUCGGCUCGCUCGGCUUCCUGACCAACUUCGACUUCGCGGACUACGCCGCGGUCAUGGACGCCACGCUCGACAACGGCAUCCGCGUCAACCUCCGCAUGCGCUUCACGUGCACCGUCUACCGCGCGGUCAAGCCCGAGGACGAGCGCACGACGCGGCGCGCAAUCCUGAUGAAGAAUCUCGAGAAGGGCGGCUGGGAGGCGCUCGAGAGCGGGUGUGCGCCCGCGUUUGAUCCCCUGGGCACGGGCAAGGUCGGCAAGGAUAGGGAAAUCAUGUGCUUUACGACGAGGCCGGUGGAGAGCUUCGAGGUGCUGAACGACCUGGUCGUCGAUCGGGGGCCGAGUCCGUAUGUGAGCCUGCUGGAGCUGUUUGGUGACGAGCACCAUCUGACGACUGUACAAGCUGACGGGCUCACAAUAUCGACACCCACGGGGUCGACGGCGUACUCAUUAUCCGCGGGCGGAUCACUAGUACAUCCCGAAAUCCCGGCCAUCCUAAUCACACCCAUUUGCCCACAUACGUUAUCGUUCCGACCCAUGCUCCUCCCGGAUAGCAUGGAACUCCGCAUCUGCGUCCCGUUCAACUCGCGAAGCACUGCGUGGGCGUCCUUCGAUGGCCGGGGCCGCGUCGAAUUGAAGCAGGGCGACCACAUCAAGGUGACCGCGUCUAAGUACCCGUUCCCGACCGUCUGUGCGGACACGCAGUCGACGGAUUGGUUCAACUCGAUCUCGCGCACGCUCAAGUGGAACGAGCGCGAGCGCCAGAAGUCGUUCGUCGUCGUCGAGGAGGGCCCCGCGCACAAGAAGGACAAGAAACGGCGCCUCUCGGAGGCGUCCGAGAACGGCGAGCCCGUCCGUGGCGACCACCCAGAAGAGCAAGGUGGUGAGGACGAAGAGGAGGACGAAGAUGAAGAGGAGGAGGACGAGACGUUCGACAUCGACGACCUCUCGUCGACGGAGUCGUCCCCACCCCGCGUCGUCUCCAAGCUCGAAGAGAACCUCCUCCAGCCCGACGAGGCGAGGAUCGGCAAGGAGAAGGUCGUCGAGCAGGCCAACGGCGGCGACCAAGCGCACGCGGACGUGCAGUCCACGGCGGAGGACGUCGCCCGUCUGCUCACCGCGAACAACCCCUUCCUCCAGAUCCCGCACGGGCGCUCGGGCGUGCAGUCCGGCAUCGAGACCCCGGAUAGGUUCACCGGUCCCCACCCCCAUCCACCACGCGUGUCGCCUCGCCAUGUGCAGUUCGCGCAAUCGAACGACUCGUCGAGCGGAUCGCUCGCGUCGCUCGACACACAAGAGGGCGGCCGGAGCCAGACGAGGCGGACGGGGACGUCGCGCAGUCGAACGCCGAGGACGCGAGAGUCUGAGCUUGAGGCGCAGAAGACGCCGAGGGGCUUCGACGAGGCGAGGAUACGGAGAACGAUGUCUCGGAGCCGGUCGAGGGACGUCCCGCGCGAGGCGCAUGUCCGGCGAGCGUUUGCGGUGUGGGGCCAAGACGAAAGCGAUAGUGCGGCGAGCGACAGCGACACAUAG